CCACAAUGCAAUGCGACUCGGUGCAGCGUUGCGUUUCCUGUUAGCUGGACGAAGAUAGCGGACGAGCGGUCGACAAAAUUACUGAUGUAUUAUUGUAAAAUCGUUGUAUAAUUGUUAAGGAACGCGCUUCUCUGAGGACUCUAAAGGUCGAUAUAUUGGACACGAAAUGAUUCGCUUCAUCCUCAUUCAGAACCGAGCAGGAAAGACCAGAUUGGCCAAGUGGUACAUGCAGUUUGAUGAUGAUGAAAAGCAGAAGUUGAUUGAGGAAGUCCAUGCUGUGGUAACUGUCAGGGAUGCCAAGCACACCAACUUUGUGGAGUUCCGAAACUUCAAGAUCAUUUACCGGCGUUAUGCAGGUCUAUACUUCUGCAUUUGUGUGGACGUGACUGAUAACAACUUGGCAUACCUCGAGGGAAUCCACAAUUUUGUGGAGGUGCUGAAUGAGUAUUUUCACAACGUGUGUGAAUUGGACCUUGUGUUCAACUUCUACAAGGUGUACACGGUGGUGGAUGAGAUGUUCCUUGCAGGAGAAAUCAGGGAAACAAGCCAAACAAAGGUCCUGAAGCAGCUACUGAUGCUCCAGUCACUCGAGUAGUACAGCCACACUCUUCCUUCCUGCUCACUCAUCUGCUGUCCUGGCACUUAUACCAUCCUGCUCCUUGUUCCUGUCAUUCUGAAGAGGACCCCAUAUGCAUUUCCAAUUCUUACAGAGCUGCAGAUGGGGAGGUUUUAGAAAUAAACAAUAUUGUUUACAUAUGGCUAUAUAAUAGAAAAGAGUAAUUAUGCUUACUUUGUCUAUGUAAUUACAAUAUUCUGUACAACAACUAAAAAGGCAGGACAUUUCAACAUGUUGACAUUUCAGAUGUUGUCUGACCUUUUAUAUGUGUUCCCUUACCACAAAGCCAGAGGCUGGAGUAAUGAUUUCCUCCAAUGUAGUAACUAUUGAGUCUUUAUCUUUAUACAUGAAUUUAUCAACUCACUGCUGUCCCCUCCCCUCAUUAACUUCUACAUCCAUUUAAUAGCACUAAGCUUACUAACAAGCACCAUGUAUAAAGAGAGACCACCUAGAAACAAUCCACAUGCAUUGAACUCAGCAGCUUCGCGGGCAUCUCUGUAGAGCUGCACAUGGAAAGACCUCGCAAGCACUGUGCUAUAACUAAUGGCUACUUUGCAUCUGGAUCACAAUACAAGCAACUACAGUACAACUAGAAGGUCCUACAGAACAAUUGACCCAGCACUGCAAGUUCACAGUUGAAUGGAGUGCACUUAGAAUGAGUGUGAUUCUGACGCCGUGUUAUGACGACCUGCGCUGCGUCAGGCAUCCUCACAGCGGAUGGUGGUAAACAGUGAGGGCUGUUCUAGCUCAGAUAGCUGCUGCCAUCAUUACCCGGGAUCAUUUGAUGCACCUCGUUACACUAAAUGUGCUUGUUGGUCACGCAACCCAUUAAGCACUGUACGCAGACAAAGACAUGGAAGUGCAAGGUGUAUUUUACAUAAAGCAGUACUGUGAAGUUUGCAGUGUACGGUCCUUAUAGUGUGUGUCACAUGAGCUAAGUGUUGUGAAAUUCACAAACAUUCCAGUAAAAGUGGUUCUAGCUCACAGUAGGUUUUCAUUAGGAUUCUCAAAUGACUGCAUAAAAUAAAUCUGCUUAUACAUUCUUCUAAUCUUCUAACUUUGAAAAAAGGCCUAUUUUAUUCAUGUAUCUCCUUGCUGGUGUCAUAAAUGUCAGUUUUAAACAUAUCUGCUCAUAAAGGUGGAUUCAAAUGUUUUUAUUUUUAUUAGGUAUCAGUGAAGUAUCCCUCCCAUUCUUCUGUGUUUUUUAAAGGAAGGUGUGUUUGUUUGUAUUACUCUCCAGAUACCCACAUUAGUGUCCUAUUAUAUGUAAAUAAUAAAGUAAACAGAUGACGUGAUA
Messenger RNA from Betta splendens (Siamese fighting fish), 1913 nucleotides. It is a transcript of the gene ap2s1, whose product is annotated as adaptor related protein complex 2 subunit sigma 1. NCBI's taxonomy places the organism in Eukaryota, Metazoa, Chordata, Actinopteri, Anabantiformes, Osphronemidae. Gene Ontology annotation, cellular component: intracellular membrane-bounded organelle; membrane coat; AP-2 adaptor complex. The transcript is spliced from 5 exons. The coding region runs from base 167 to 595 and encodes 142 amino acids. The record is from RefSeq and is a predicted model, not a curated record. Gene Ontology annotation, biological process: clathrin-dependent endocytosis; intracellular protein transport. Gene Ontology annotation, molecular function: clathrin-cargo adaptor activity.